GAUUUUUCGCUUCCACUGGCAUAGGUUUUGCCCUCUAUUCCAAGGUGACCGUGCAGCAGGAUGUCCUUGACCGUUGGGCCGUCCUCUCCCCUCCUCUUUACAACACCACCCCCAUUCCACUCAGCCACCCCUAUAUUCUCAUCUGUGGAGCCCAAUGCUACUGCUUGCCAGGAGUGGGAGCACACCCACCAUCUUCUCUUCCACCUAGGCAACAUGUCUCUGCUGAUGGGCCUGGUCAUACCCACCACGAUUGGUCUGCACAUGAUCCUGCUUCGCCUUCUUCUCGCGACAGGAUGUGGCUUCUUCAUUGCUUGGGCAACUUUGUACAGGUGUAACAUGGACGUGAUGGUUUGGAAUGUGGUUUUCCUGGUGGUCAACUUCAUGCACUUGUUGUUUCUCUUGUACAAACGUAGGCCGAUUAAGAUCGACAGGGAGUUGAGGUCCGUGUAUAAGCGGAUGUUUGAACCCCUACAUGUCCAUGAGGCUCUGUUUCAGCGACUCACGGGUCAGUUCUGCACCAUACAGGCACUGAAGAAAGGCCAGGCCUAUGCUGCAGAGGACAAGACCUCUGUGGACGAACGACUCAGCAUUCUUCUCAGAGGGAAGAUGAAAGUAUCCUAUCGAGGGCAUUUUCUUCACAACAUCUACACCAAUGCAUUUAUUGAUUCCCCAGAGUUUCGGUCCACUUUAAUGCACAGAGGAGAGAAGUUCCAGGUAACCAUUGUGGCAGAGGACGACUGCAAAUUUCUGUGUUGGUCUCGGGAGAGACUCACCUACUUCCUGGAAUCAGAUACAUUCCUUAAUGAGGUGUUUAGGUACCUCAUUGGUAAAGAUAUUACCAACAAGCUCUACUCUCUCAAUGACCCCACACUCAACGACAAGGCAGUGAAGAAGAUGGACCGCCAGCCCAGUCUCUGUUCCCAGCUAUCUAUGAUGCAAAUGCGGAACAGCAUGGCCAGCACCAGUGACAGUGAUGAUGUCCUUAAUCAGAUCCUAAGAGGAGGAUCUACUGGAGCCUCCCUCCAAAAAUCACCAGUUGUCAAGGACUCUGCAAAAAUGAAGCCGAUUGAAGAAGGUAUGGAGGAUGAUGUUUUUGCUGAUUCUCCUCCCAACAAGCCCUGCUGUCCUUCCAGCACAUCCACUGAGGAAGUGUAACUGGGGGAAACAAACACACACACACACACACCAGCAAGAAAAUAAGACAGCAUCCAAGACAAAUUACAUUAUCGAUGCCAAGAAUAAAAGAUGAAAGAAACAAUUUAGACUAGUCAUUUUUGUUGUAAAAUCGUAAAUUGAAAUGUAUUUUGUUUUAUAUAUCGGAUGUCAUCACUCUUUAUGUUGUGGACAUUUUUCAAUAACUAGCAAUAUUUUGGUCAGUGCAGUGCCUGUUAAUUAAAGUUGAUUAAAUUCUA
Hippocampus zosterae (dwarf seahorse) is the source of this 1412-nucleotide messenger RNA. RefSeq names its product blood vessel epicardial substance (gene popdc1). Gene Ontology annotation, cellular component: sarcolemma. The coding region runs from base 61 to 1155 and encodes 364 amino acids. Gene Ontology annotation, molecular function: cAMP binding. The record is from RefSeq and is a predicted model, not a curated record. The transcript is spliced from 7 exons. Lineage: Eukaryota; Metazoa; Chordata; Actinopteri; Syngnathiformes; Syngnathidae.